Molecule: messenger RNA, 705 nt
Organism: Gossypium raimondii (Peruvian cotton)
Lineage: Eukaryota; Viridiplantae; Streptophyta; Magnoliopsida; Malvales; Malvaceae
Exons: 2
Coding region: 1-705 (234 amino acids)
Biological process (GO): DNA integration
Molecular function (GO): nucleic acid binding
Source: RefSeq, a predicted model, not a curated record
AUGGACUUUGUUAGCGAGUUGCCCUUGUCUUGCUGGGUCAUCGUGGAUCAAUUGACCAAAUUUGCUCAUUUUAUUCUGGUUCGGACGGACUACUCUCUGCAGAAGUUAGCGAAGCUCUAUAUCUUCGAGAUUGUAAGACUGCAUGGGGUUCCUGUUUCGAUUAUUUCAGAUAGAGAUCCUCGCUUCACUUCUCGAUUCUGGAAGAAAUUGCACGAGGCUCUGGGUUCGAGAUUGAACUUUAGUACUGCGUUCCAUCCUCAGACUGAUGGUCAAUCUAAGAAGGUGAUUCAGAUACUGGAGGAUAUGCUUCGGAGCUGUGUAAUAGAUUUUCGAGAUCUAAAGAGGAGAGAUAUUGAGUACUCUGUGGUUGACUUUGUCUUCCUUAAGGUUUCUCCGUGGAAGAAAGUUUUGAGGUUUGGUCGUAAGGGCAAGUUGAACCCUAAGUUCAUUGGGUUGUAUCAGAUUCUGAAGCGUGUGAGACUAGUCACUUAUCAGUUGGAGCUACCUCCAAAGUUAGACCGUAUACAUGACGUGUUUCAUGUCUUGAUGUUGAGGUGGUAUCGGUCUGAUCCAUCUCACGUUGUUUCUGUUGAGGAGAUCGAGAUUAGACCGGAUUUGAGUUUUGAGGAGGAUUCGGUUCAGAUCUUAGAUCGUGAUGUUAAGGUUCUGAGGAGGAAGUCUAUUCCGUUAGUAAAGGUUCUAUAG